UGGCGGCGGCGGCGGUGGUGGCCUGCUGUCUGCUGGCCACCGCGGCGCAGGAGGAGGCGGCGGCGAAGGCGGUGGCGGUGGUAGAAGAGGAGGGGGCGGAGGGGGCGGAGGGGCGGAGGCGGGCGAGGAAGGUAAGCGUGACAAGCGUUUCUACCCCUUCCCUCCAGGGUUCGGGGGUCGGUACUACCCCGGGGGCGCGCCAGGUGGUCGGCCCCUCCACCCGUGGCACUACGGAGCCCCGGGGUACGCCCACCACCCCGCCUUCAACCCCUACCACCCCUUCUGGUUCACCUGCCAGGCAAACCCCUACUACUGCUACCCUAACUACCCCCCCCACCCACACUCCCCCAGGGGCUCCCCACACUCCCACGCCAACCGCGGCCAGGCGCCCCCCUCCCCCUCCUUCCCCGGGGACUCCCUGUUGACGGGGGCGCCGCUCCCUGACGUGCCCGGCAAGACCCCUUUCCCCCUCCACCAGCAGCAGGCCACAGCCUUCACCAUGCCCCAGGGCGCCUUCCUCGGCCCCCAUCCCCCAUCCUUCCCCCCCUCAUCUGCAGCGGGACAGUUUGCUGGACCAGGUGGACCGGGCCAGUUCAGCGGGCCAGGUGGACCGGGCCAGUUCUCAGGCCCAGGAGGACCCGGUGGCCCAGGUGGCCCGGGACAGUUCACGGGACCAGGUGGACCAGGCCAAUUUAGUGGACCAGGAGGACCAGGUGGCCAAUUCAGUGGACCGGGAGGACCAGGUGGCCAAUUCAGUGGACCAGGUGGACCGGGAGGACCAGGUGGAUCAAGCCAAUUCAGCGGACCAGGUGGACCAGGUGGCCAAUUCAGUGGACCUGGUGGACCGGGAGGACCAGGUGGAUCAAGCCAAUUCAGCGGACCAGGUGGACCAAGUGGCCAAUUCAGUGGACCAGGUGGACCAGGUGGCCAAUUCAGUGGACCAGGUGGACCGGGAGGACCAGGUGGAUCAAGUCAAUUCAGCGGACCAGGUGGACCAGGAGGCCAAUUCGGUGGACCAGGUGGACCCGGCAGCAUGGGUGGACCGGGACAGUUUAGCGGGCCAGGCGGAGCGAGCGGGACUGGAGGCAGACCAGGCGGUGCGCCCUUCACAGGCCCGGGGGCUGGAGGGUCCCCCGGGGGUCCAGGGGGCCAAGGGGGGGCGUCUCCCUUCGCCGCAGCGGGCAGCCAGGGACCGUUCAGCGGGCCGCGGGGCAGUGUAGGGGUCCCCAGACCAGACAACACACCGGGGGCGCCGGCGGGUGACAGGGGGAGUGGCACCUCAGGGGGGGACCCUAACUUCCCCCCCAUGUCCUUCCUGGGGGCAGGCAGUCCCCAGGGGGGCUUCAAGGGAGACAAGAACGAGGUGCGGGUGCGGCACACACUGGGUGCGGCGCCCCCACCAAAGCCAUCCACCAAGGCGGACAAGAAACCCUGACGCAACACACACACACACACACACACACACACACA
Portunus trituberculatus (swimming crab) is the source of this 1470-nucleotide messenger RNA. Its product is annotated as S-antigen protein-like. NCBI's taxonomy places the organism in Eukaryota, Metazoa, Arthropoda, Malacostraca, Decapoda, Portunidae. The transcript has 2 exons. The record is from RefSeq and is a predicted model, not a curated record. Bases 500 to 1435 code for a protein of 311 amino acids.